CUUUUUUUCAUCCAACUAAAAUUUUUUGGUUCCGAUUCCUCUUUUUUAUUCUUCUAUUUCUUCUUUGCAGUUCAGUUCAGUUCAGUUUAGUUUAGUUCGUUUAGUUCAGUUUUUUCUUUCUUCUUUUGCAAACUUGUAUUUUUAGAAACCUUUUACAAAACAUACCACACCACAGCAAAAAAAACAAUACUAAAUGGACAACACAAAACCCAGUAUUGGCAACAGCAACUGUCUGCUAAACAUCCCCGACAGCCCACACUCAUCGCCGCCCAGCAGCCCCAUGGCCUUCCUAGACACAAAAAAACCUCCCAUUCCCGAGCCACCAAAGACAUUCCGCAUAGAACCACCCUCCGGUCUACUCUCGCGGCUCCAGGCGUUUCUGCCACAAAUAGCCGAAGCCAACAAAAAACUCCAAGCUGAUGUUGCCCAGGAUCCGCAUAAACUGGAUAUUGAAAACGUAAACGAAGAGGAACAGUAUAUUGAGAUGGAUUUGGGCCUGGGCGUUUUUGAUAUGAAGCCCAAGAAGGAAGAUCCCGAGGGUAUUAUUAUUGGCCGGCGUCCUGAUGAGCAACAGCAGCAGGAGGAUGAGGAGUUGGAGGGAUUGGAUGGUGGGAGUGAUGCGGAUGAUUUGGGAUCGAGGAUUAUUAUUAAACCGUCAUCGAUCGCGAGACGUCAGAGGGGGGCGAAGCCGCCGCGGAUCGAGAUGCUGCAGGAUCCCUUGCAUAGCUCAGAGGAUGAAGACACGAGUUCCACCAAUGACUCUGAAUCAGAGUCUGGGUCAAGUCCUGAAUCUGCCUCGGGCUCAGACUCAGGCUCGGAUUCGGAUGCAGACAGUGACGUGGUAAUGGGCGACUAGAUUAAAAAAAUAUAAUUCAUGUUAUGCGUUAAUUUUAA
Messenger RNA from Kickxella alabastrina, 894 nucleotides. RefSeq lists its product as uncharacterized. Bases 194 to 856 code for a protein of 220 amino acids. NCBI's taxonomy places the organism in Eukaryota, Fungi, Kickxellomycota, Kickxellomycetes, Kickxellales, Kickxellaceae. The record is from RefSeq and is a predicted model, not a curated record. The transcript has a single exon. Gene Ontology annotation, molecular function: box C/D methylation guide snoRNP complex binding. Gene Ontology annotation, biological process: box C/D snoRNP assembly.